Molecule: messenger RNA, 2083 nt
Organism: Macadamia integrifolia
Lineage: Eukaryota; Viridiplantae; Streptophyta; Magnoliopsida; Proteales; Proteaceae
Product: salutaridine reductase-like
Exons: 5
Coding region: 994-1884 (296 amino acids)
Cellular component (GO): membrane
Molecular function (GO): oxidoreductase activity, acting on the CH-OH group of donors, NAD or NADP as acceptor
Source: RefSeq, a predicted model, not a curated record
CUCCUAUUCAGUGAAAUUACAUAUCCUCCCCUAUUGUCAGAGGAUAAAGACAGACACAGGUUGGUGCUAGCAUAUGCUAUGUAGCCCAACAGGGAAAUCAAUUGCAUUUAAUCAUAAGGGCCGAGUUUCCCUUCACCUAUGGUGAAAGAAAAAUUUUCUUCAACAUGGCCAUUGGUAAUUGGUAAUAGCAGAUUGCAUUAGGGAGGGGUAAUUUCAUAAAUAGGGAUAGGAAUGUAAUGAUGACAGCGGACAUCAAUCAUGAGGCCACAUCACUUGUCAAAAAAGAAUUAUUCCUUUACAAUAGGGGAAGGAAAACUUAAUCCACUAUUAAAUUGGGACCAAGCAUUCCUUCAAUCAUGGUCAAGGGAGAACCUUUGAAUGGUGUACAUACAGUAUCAUACAAUAGUGAGGGAUAUUAUUGAUCAUUCCUAAACAAGGGUAGAUAUUUAUGGCCAUUGAUGGCUGUAAGAGAGGUGCUUUGAAGGAAAACUUUCUCCAUGGUUAUCUAUGUUUUGCUAAGACUGGACUAAUUGAUUUCUAAAUAAUGAUGUAAGGGUACUCGAAAGCAAGAACAAAUUUUCUUUAUCUAUCGAACUGGAGAUCCAACCCGGAUUCAUCCAUUAGUAAAAUCGUAUCUCAUCAGAAUUUCAGAUAAGAUUUAUAAAGGAAAGAAGUUAAAGGAGCUUUACUUAACACACACAGGACAGCAUAUGCCUGGCUUUUGCUCCUUUCAAACUAAGACAACAAAAGUCCAGUUUUCGUGUUUGACUUUGAUUAGACUGCCUGGUUUUAUUGAAUUUUCAAUAGGAUGACGUAAUGGCACGCGCAAGCAUCACAAAUUUCACUCUGAUGGCUUCAGAUAUGUGCAUCUUUUCUAUCAAAGAUCAUUACAAAUAGGUUCCUAAGCCUAAGCAUAUCUGUGCAAUGAGCAACUAGAAUAGCAUUUUGCCCAGACUUGAGUUUGCCCAGCUCCAUCAGUUCUCAUCAUCAAACAUGACAGGCACCACCACAAAUUCUGCAUCAAAGAGAUUGGCAGUUGUUACAGGAGCCAAUAAGGGGAUUGGAUUGGAGAUAUGUCGCCAGUUAGCCUCAAAUGGUGUAGCAGUGGUUUUAACAGCAAGAGAUGAGAAGAAGGGUAUUGAAGCUGUUGAGAAGCUCAAAGGGUAUGGACUAUCUGAUGUGGUUUUCCAUCAGUUGGAUAUGAAGGACCCUGCUAGUAUUGCUUCCCUUGCUCAUUUCAUCAAAACCCAGUUUGGAAAGCUUGAUAUCUUGGUGAACAAUGCAGGUGUCUUUGGAGUCAAAUUAGAUGAUGCUGCUUAUAGAGACCUGAUGGCAGUGGAUGAUUCUCCAGAAACAAAGAUAGCUAAAUUUAGACAAAUGGUAAGGCAAACUUAUGAGACAGCUGAAGAAUGUCUACAAGUAAACUACUAUGGCACCAAAAGAGUGACUGAAGCACUUUUUCCUGUCCUCCAGCUAUCUGAUUCGCCGAGAAUUGUAAUGGUUUCUUCCGCUGCAGGGAAGCUACAGAAAAUCUCACACACCUGGGCCAAGGAAGUGUUAAGUGAUAUUGAUGGCCUCACAGAAGAGAGAGUGGAUGAAGCACCGAACAAGUUUCUAAAGGAUUUUAAGGAUACUCAAGGCUGGCCUGCCUCUGAUAUGUCCAAAGCAGCUUUGAAUGCUUACACAAGGGUUCUAUCAAAAAAGUUUCCCAAAUUCCGGAUAAAUUGUGUCUGCCCAGGUUAUGUCAAAACUGACUUUAACCUCAACACAGGGAUAUCUACUAUUGAAGAAGGUGCAGCAGGUCCUGUUAAGUUGGCUUUGUUGCCCGAUGAUGGACCUUCUGGGCUAUUCUUUUUCCAGAAGGAAGUGACUUCUUUUGAUUGAAUAUUGCUCAAGAUUCCUUCUGCGCUGUUCUUGUUCCAGAAGUACUGUUCUUAUUUUGGUUGAAUGUUGUUCAAGAUCGUCUUCCUGAGAGAGAAUGAAGCUGGAAUGAACUUGUUUCCAUACAUUGUUCUUUGUUUCUAUGUAUUAAGCAUUUGUCCAAUGAUAAAAUGAAGAAAGGUACAAUUGGUACUGAACCAAA